Messenger RNA from Alligator mississippiensis (American alligator), 1812 nucleotides. It is a transcript of the gene FAM185A, whose product is annotated as family with sequence similarity 185 member A. The record is from RefSeq and is a predicted model, not a curated record. The transcript has 10 exons. Bases 56 to 1099 code for a protein of 347 amino acids. Lineage: Eukaryota; Metazoa; Chordata; Crocodylia; Alligatoridae.
GAACUACCGUUCCCAGGAGGCCCCGCGGCGGCCCGGCGGCCAGGGCCUGAGCAACAUGCGGGUCGUGCGCGCGGGCUGGGGGCGCCUGGGGGCCGCGGUGCGGACGUGGGCGCUGGCGGUGGCCCCGCGCGGGCGCGUGGCGGUGCGGCUGCCCGGCCCCGUCCGCGUGCGGCCGCUCGACCCGCUGCGGCCGCCGGGCGCGGAGCGCGUGCUGGUGAGGGCGCGCGGCGGCGGCCUGCACGUGCUCUAUGACGAGGCGCGGCGGGAGGUGGCCGUCGCCGCGGGGGGCGGCGGCGCCGUGGACGUGACAGCGCCCGCCUGCUUCGAUUUGGAUAUCAAGACAUGGGGGACUGGCUGUGUAAAGGUAGAGAAUAUGGAGUGUGAGAACUGCAGAAUAGAAACUGAGAAGGGGACUAGCAUCUUAAAUUCCAUAAAGUUUCAGACAUCACCACAUCAUGCUGCUUUAAGAAUAUUCAAAAGUCAUACAAUCCAUGUGCAAACUAAUGGAGGCAAAAUAAUUGGUCUGGGAAGUCUUCAUGGAAAUACAGAUAUUCAUGUGACAGGGGAGUGUAGUGUGAAUAUAGAGAAGUUGCAGGGAACAUCUAUCAACAUAUCUACUGAGGACGGUUUGUUAAAGACCAAGUAUCUUUAUGCAGAGUCUUCAUUUCUGUCUUCAGCAGCUGGUGAUAUUCUACUGGGAAGUGUUCAUGGUGACAUCACCAUUGAAACCAAAACAGGAAACAUCACAGUAGAUUCAGCGGAUGGAUGUCUAAAAGCUUCUACACAUCAGGGGAUGAUAGAUGUUUAUGUCAGUCAAGGAAAAAACAUAGAUCUGAAAUCCCAAAAAGGCUCUAUUACAGUCAAGGUGCCUGCCUCUUUUAAAGCUUAUUUACAGCUAUCUGGAAGUAAGGUGGACGUGAGCCCAGAGAUUGAGUUAAAGGAAAUCCAAAGUGCCCCCAAAGAUGGUCACAUAACUAUUACUGGUCACAUGAAUCAACCAAAUGACACAGACCAAUGGAUUAAAGCGACCACACAAAAUGGCACCAUACAUCUUAAAAGCCAAAGCUGGUUCCAGUCCAUCAAGUUGCAAGUCCCUUGAAGAGCAGGCCAAAGUUUUGCAGAAGUAGAACAAGUAACAAACCCCCAAACAGUGGGAAGUAAACGAGUUCUUUCCUGCCUUGCCCAUCUAGAAGGUGAGCAUUUCAGGGAAGGAGCUCUCUCUGGCUUUGUGCAUGUUCCAGUGGGUCUGACUUUGCUUGUGGCCUCUACUUCGAAAAGCCUCUCUGUCUGCAUACUGUAAGGUGGUGUUAGUCACAGAGCUAUAAAUAUUUGUGGUAGCACAUUUAAAAAUUUUGUGACCUAAUGUUGAUUAUGUGAGGGAAGCAAGGAAAAGAGGAGUUCCCAGCUCCAGCUCUGUUGUAAUUGGCCCGUUCAUGUGCCCGGAGGUACUGUAAAUCAUAGAAGCACUUUUUAAAAUUAUCUGCUGCUGCGCUACCCUCAGUUAUAUUUGCUCAGUUAUCCAUACACAGUAGAUAAGAGAGGACUAGUUUAACCUUAGUUCAAUCUAAUUAAAAGCCACAACAGUCACUGCCUGCCCCCACUGAUAUAUAUUUGUGCUUUUUUAUUGUUGUGAGGGACUUGGAUUAUUUUUUAUAUUUGUCAUUUCAAGUUAAGUAAAGCUCAUUAUAAGAAGUUUGAAUUUCCUGAUUUUUUUUUUUUGAUUUUUUUUUUUUAAAGGUUUGUGUUCCUGAAUUUUUCUCAGAAGUGUUCUGCAUUGACACUUGAAAAUAAAGACCAAAGCCAAAACAGCUA